GGACACAGAAUUGUUACUGAGGGACACAGAAUUGUUACUGAGGGACACAGAAUUGUUACUGAGGGACACAGAAUUGUUACUAGGGACACAGAAUUGUUACUGAGGGACACAGAAUUGUUACUGGGGACACAGAAUUGUUACUCAGGGACACAGAAUUGUUACAGGGACACAGAAUUGUUACUGAGGGACACAGAAUUGUUACUGAGGGACACAGAAUUGUUACUCAGGGACAGACACAGAAUUGUUACUCAGGACAGACACAGAAUUGUUACUGAGGGGGACACAGAAUUGUUACUGAGGGACACAGAAUUGUUACUCAGGGACAGACACAGAAUUGUUACUCAGGGACAGACACAGAAUUGUUACUGAGGGA
This is a messenger RNA of Staurois parvus, 373 nucleotides long. The record is from the annotation of a GenBank genome assembly. NCBI's taxonomy places the organism in Eukaryota, Metazoa, Chordata, Amphibia, Anura, Ranidae.